AUCUGCAGAGAGGACAAGUUGUGUGGUUAUUACCAAACCAUUUAUCCAAACAAGCUGAGUGAAAGUAAUGCUUGCAGGACACUAACUCACUCACCUCUUCCUCCUCUUUAAACCCACAAAGACACACACAACAGUCCAUAGCUUCUCUCUCGUUCCUGCUUCCUCUGUUCUCACACAGAGAUUCAAAGUGUGUGAUUGAGAUUCUUCUUCUUCUUUUUGAAUCCUCAUGAUCUUGGUCGUCCUCUUUGUUCCUUGCCUCAUUGGUCUCAGAGCUCACCAUGUUGACAACAGAUCUUACCAUGUUCUUUACUAGAGACACUGAAACAACUGUGUUCAUUACUAGCAUUGGCAUCACUCCUUCAGACGCUGUCGGGUCAAAACGCGUGGUAUCACGCGUAAGGUACUAGACCAACACAUGAUUGUGACUGUGUCACGAAAGUCUCUGACACGUGGUUCUAAGCAAGUGC
Messenger RNA from Arabidopsis thaliana (thale cress), 467 nucleotides. RefSeq lists its product as uncharacterized. The coding region runs from base 279 to 407 and encodes 42 amino acids. Lineage: Eukaryota; Viridiplantae; Streptophyta; Magnoliopsida; Brassicales; Brassicaceae. The transcript has 2 exons. The record is from RefSeq and is marked reviewed.